UGAAAUCAGCAGCCAUGUUUCAGACAGUAGGAGGAGAUUACAGAGAGUUAGAGGAAGAGAAAGUUGUUUAUCCAUGCAGAAACACUGACAGGAGAGGAGAUGAGUGAGGACGUGUUUGAAGUGCCGGCGAGGAACGAGUACCGUUACCUGGUGCAGGACGAGGGGGAGGAGGAGGUGCAGUAUGUGCGGCGUCACUACGUCAGCCCGUUCCUGGUGCUCUCCAGGAGGUGCAUGUUUUUAAUAGCUUGCGGGGUCCUCGCUUUACUCGCCCUUGCUGCAUAUUUGGCUUAUGUGGCCCAGACUCCGCCCCCUGGCUUUGCGGAGGUGGUUACGGACUGCGGUUGGCUGCGGGGACGCCACCAGGGCGGGGCUUAUUCCUUCAGUGGCAUCCCGUACGCUGUGCCUCCUGUUGGUGAACUCCGCUGGAAGCCGCCGGAGGAUCUGAAGCAUGCUGGGAAGUGCUGGCACGGCGUUUACGACGCUACAUACGUACGUAACGUCUGCGCGCAGAUACAGCCCCUGGAGCGAAAUGGUUCCGUGACCGGAAAAGAGGACUGUCUUCAUCUGAGUGUGUUCACCCCCAGUUUACGACCCGCCGAACGCCUGCCGGUCAUGGUGUGGUUCCACGGUGGGUAUCUGCACAUGCUCAGUGGGCAGGAGAAAGGAUACUCGCCCACAGAAGAGCUGGCGGCACAAACCAACACCGUGUUCGUCAGCCUGAACUACCGGCUCAACGCCUUCGGCUUCAUGGCUCUGGAGGUUCUGAGGGAGGGGUCGCCCACCAACACCUCAGGUAACUACGGCUUCAUGGAUCAGAUCCUGGCUCUGCAGUGGGUUCAGAGGAACAUCCAUGUGUUCGGUGGAGAUCCAGGAAAAGUUACUAUAUUUGGCCAGAGUUCAGGAGGAACAUCAGUAUGGACGCUGAUGAUGUCACCGCUAGCGAAGAACCUGUUCCAUCGAGCGAUCGAUAUGAGCGGGUCGUACGUGUAUAACGCUUCUCUGGAGUCAGCUGAGAAAGAUAAUCUUGUUUUCCUGAGAAAAACCGGCUGCAGAGACGCCGCCUGCCUCCGAAAACUCAGCGCAACCCAGGUCCUGCAGGCCAUCCCGUGGGAGGAGUAUCCGUACUGGGCGGCGGAGGAUCUCACUGAUAUCCCGGUUAAAGGGCGUUUCUGUGGUCCGGUAGCCGUAGUGGACGGUCACGUUCUUCCUCUUCCUCCGUUUGAAGCCUGGAAGAAACCCGGGCAGUUUAAUGAUGUGCCGUUUGUGGUGGGAACCACGCAGCAGGAGGCCGACUACAGCCCCAUAAUGAAGAACAUUUCUCAGUGGACCUGGGCAGACUAUGAGUGGUUUGUGAGAGAGAAGCUGAGCCCGUUUGGAAAUGUGUCGGUGUCUGAAGCUCUGAGGCUCUAUAACAGCUCGGCUCCCUGCCCAAUCAACGACCGCUGUCCAGAAAGACUCUACACCACCCUGGUGUCGGAUAUGAGGGUCACCUGCCCCAAUAACGACCUGGCCAAACGAGCUAAAGAUGCUCUGAGCAGCCCUGUGUAUCGCUAUAUAGUGACCUACACUCCGUCCAAAGCCGCAGACUUCGCCCCCUGGAUGCCGUUCCCAAGCCGCUUCUCCUUCCGUCUGCUGGACAGCCUGGCGUUCUUCAGCAGCCUCGAGAUGGUGCUGGGGACCAUGAGCCCUGAAGACAAGGCUUUCCAGGAUCUGCUCACCAAAUACUUCAUCUACUUCGCAAAAGAAGGUAAGAUGCCGGCUGAUUGGCCGGAGUUUGUCUCGGGGACGGCCCUGCUGGAUAAAUCUCUCCGAGCGGAGCGGGACCCGUUCUCAGAGAGGUGCAGACUCUGGGAGGAACAGGACUUUUAUAAAUACGCUUGGAUUAAUUAAUAACACGUACACAUAUAAAUAUAAAUAUAUACAGAUACACACACUUCACUAAAGCAGCAUUAAAUACCGCAGAUUAUUCCGUCUGUACUUUAAAUUGAUCUCAAUUCUCGCUGUAUUAAACAGCUGCGUCUGCAGGGAAGGAGCGUAUUGCACUGAGACUGGAGGACGUAGAAUAGAUGGAAUUUAAAAGAGAUAUCAGUGAUGGUAAAUUUAAUAAGGAACAAAUGUAAGGAUGCACUGGGGCUGGGCAAUAUAUACAUUGUAUAUAACGUAAAUAUAUAUAAAAAAAUGAAAAUAUCAAUGAAAAAUGAUCUAUUUUAAGAGUUUAUUUAUUUUAUUGUUGAUGAUUACGGCUUACAGCCAAUCAAAACCUAAAAAAUCAGUGUCUCGGAAAAUUAGAAUAUUAUACAAGGCCAAUCUGUACUUUGUGGGCAGUGUGCCAAGUCCUGCUGGAAAAUGAAACCUGCAUCUCCAUAAAAGUUGUCAGCAGAGGGAAGCAUGAAGUGCUGUAAGAAUUUUUAGAAAAACACUGCACUGACUUUAGACUUUUAUGGAGAUGUGAAUUUCAUUUUUCAGCAGGACUUGGCACACUGCCAAAACUACAAAUUGGUCUUAUAUAAUAUACGAGUUUCACAUUUUCAUCUGAAUUACUGAAAUAAGAGUUUAAUUGGCUAUAACAGCACAAUGCUUGUUUUAAAAAUACUUUUUUAUAUCAUGCUUUAUCAUACAAAAAAUUUUCACCAAAAAAAUUACAGACUGUCGCUUUAAUUAAAAUGAAAAGAAAAAAAAGAGCCUUUUAAAGCUUCUAUUUUAAAUCACUAUAUUUUUUAAAAAGCCACUCUGUGUUGUGAAUAUAUAUGUAUAUUUUUGAUGAAUGAAACAAUAUAGAAAUGGUCCAAAACCACUUUUAUAGCACAUAUAUACCAUACAUUAAUACAUAAUUUACCUCUUUUUAUUUUAUGCCACUAUAACUGACUUUCACCAAACUGAUUAUUAUUAAUAUUAUUAUUGAUCAUUUGCUGAUUGAUAAGUUUAAGCUUAAAUGGAAGAAGCUGAUCUUAAUCUCUCAGUAUAAUAAGCUUAUUGUAUUGUUUUAUUGUUCUUUUCUCUUGCUUUGAUGUGAUUUGUGAUGAAAGGGUUCUCAGGCGUCUGUAGUAACUCUGUAUCUAAUCACUGACUCUGAUUAUUCUGUAUUAUUCUCUUCAUAUUUAACUGAAGAAAGGAUGGGUGGAUGUGCUGAAACUGCGUAAAGGAAGAGGGGAUGAAAAGUCUUCAGAAUAAAUAAGAGAUUAAAGAGCAUCUCGUUUAUAGAUCUCCAUCAAAGUGCAGAUUCUUUUCUUCUGUGGUGCGGGGUGAAGGGGUCAAGGGGUCACGUGCCUUCAACAUCUUCUGUAGGGAAGAGAACCUCUGGUGAAAGUGUUUAGAGAUCGUCAGACACUAGGGGGCGCUCCAGAGGAAGUCCAAAAAUGAACUUUGCAAAUUUGCAACUACAGGCAAUAUACAUAUAAAGAUACUUAAACUUUUAUAUAUAGUAGGGGUGUGAAAAGACACUAAUCUCACGAGACGAGACACGAUAUUGGGUUCACGAGAAUGAGACGAGAUUUAAAAAUUACAUUUUAAGGAAAAAUGGCUUAAAAACUAGAGUUUUAUUUGACAAAAUAAUAUAACGCAAACUUAUCAAACUUAACAACUCUCUCACACAUUGAUUCUAUAAGAAAUAGAAAUAAGAAUAAAAAAUAAAAAUAAAACUUUUCUAGGUCUUAUAUAGUGCAAACAAUAAGUGCAAACCACAACCAGUCGUGCAGAGCUUUUUAACUGUCGCGCAGAGCUCACAUACUGUCGCGCAGAGCUUUUUAACUGUCGCGCAGAGCUCACAUACUGUCGCGCAGAGCUCACAUACUGUCGCACAGAGCUCACAUACUGUCGCGCAGAGCUCACAUACUGUCGCGCAGAGCUUUUUAACUGUCGCGCAGAGCUUUUUAACUGUCGCGCAGAGCUCACCUACUGUCGCGCAGAGCUUUUUAUCUGUCGCGCAGAGCUUAACUGUACCGCGGACCUCAUCUACUGUUUUUUUUUUUUGUUUUGUUUUGUUUUUUUCCCGCGCAAUACAGGUUUAAGCUUGACGAGAAAUAUCGUCAUGUUUUAAUCUCGCGAGAUCUCGUGCCACGAGAACUCGUCACACACCUAAUAUAUAGUAAAGGACAAAAUACAUAAAUCUAGUGCCGCUAAGAUAAGGUCAUAGGAGAUAUGAUUAUGGUAUGGUGUGACCAGUAUUAUUGCAGAAAGAGUAACAGUGAAUAAAUAUCAAAUAAAUAGUGAGAAAUAUAUUGCACGUUAAACAUAUUGCACAAAUGGUGAUAAGGAGAUCACAGUACACGCAGUGAACUGAAUAUUCGCAGCAUAAAGCAUUACAGCUAUACUGAACAAGUAUAUAUGUUUUGCAUUAAUAACUAAAACAGUAAACAAGAUAUUGAUAGGGAAAUUUUGAGAGUUUUAAACAAGUUUAAAGUCAUGGUUCAUACACUUUUUAACCAUACGAUUUUUAAAACAUCAGUGCAGACAUGGACCAUAAAACCAAACUAAAUAAAAUCAACUAAAACUAUAAUCAAAAUUGAUUAUACUAAAAUGAUAAGACUAAAAUGAACCUGACACACAAUCUUCAGUAAUAAAAUGAGAGCUCAAUUGUGUAGGGAUAAACCACUGGCUCCGAAUAGAUUUGUAGACCAAAUUUCUACAAUUUUUCCAAAAUUUCUAGUUUUUUUUUUUUUUUUCCAAAAUUCAUCCAGGCCUGGAAAUUGCUAUUUUCAAAUUCCAUGACUUUUCCAGGUUUUUCAUGACCGAACGAACCCUAAAAAGGAGAACUCCAGUAUUUAAUGGACUUUGGGUGUAUUUAUUAAAUCAUGAUAAUAAAAAAAAACUACAAAUCUUUGUUGAGUAGCUCUCCUCCGCUCUCCUGCAGCUUUCUGAGAUCCAGUAUUUUCUGCACUUUGCCCUAACAGGCUUUAAAAUAAGUGAGACAGUGCAGAUAAAUCACUUUUUACACCGUUAUUCAGCUCAAAGUAGCUCCACACAAAAUGCGUAUUUGUAACACAAAGCUACAAACCAAUCAGCAAUGAGUAAAGCGAGACUCCGCCCACGUAGCUAAUGAUGACAGGAUGUAGUAAAGUUGUUUAUUGCGCUCAGACUCUAAACUGCAGUGUGAAAUCAAAUUAAAACUAACCAGAUUAAAUACAGUACAGAAUACAAUGUGACAACAAACACAGCUGGCCAACCAAUCAGCUCACAGUAGCAGUAAUGCUAUAGCUGAAGAAAAACAGAAAUCUACAGCUACGAUUUCUUAAAAUUCAAGCAAAAAUACUUAAAAAUCUACUUUCUAAAAUUAAAAAUGUCUAUUUUGGACAAGUAGUAAAAACACAAUUUUAUUAACUUAAAGUUUUAGCUUUAGAAUUUAGCUCCAUUCACUCCCAUUCAUUGAGGACUCACUCGCAAGCGCCCUCUACUGCCCUGUAGUCAUUUUUUAUCUAUUUAUUUGAUAUAUACACACAACAGAGGAUAAAAAAAGGAUUUCCAAGCAAAACUCUGCAUAAACCAGUUUUUGAUAUUUACUCACCUUGUUUGUUUUGCACUUGAGUGGGAAGCGAUUUUAUAUUGGAAACAAAAAAUAAAUAAAUAAAUAAAUCACAUGAAUUUAUGCACAUGAACUUUAUAUCAUUGAGUGAAUAAAAAAAGUCGAGCACACUUUUGGAAGUUGGGGGAAAUUCAACCUUUAUUUACAUAAAACUCAAUUUUAAUCUCUUCAACAGCCUACAAUAAAUAACUGUUUAUCCACUGAA
Molecule: messenger RNA, 5723 nt
Organism: Astyanax mexicanus (Mexican tetra)
Lineage: Eukaryota; Metazoa; Chordata; Actinopteri; Characiformes; Acestrorhamphidae
Product: para-nitrobenzyl esterase
Exons: 9
Coding region: 100-1890 (596 amino acids)
Source: RefSeq, a predicted model, not a curated record